CAUGCUUGGCGUUUUUUAUUUUUCGUUUAAUUUUUUUUAUUUUAUGAAUUAACGGAAAGUUUGGGUGUUACUUCUUGUUAACAAAGAGUAUGACCAGAAGACACUGAUCGAUUGAAGUAAUCGACGAAUCUGAUCUUCAAAUCAGUUUACUAUCAUUAUCUUAAACUUUAUUUUCAUACAAGCUUCAUUUAUCCCUUGCACUAUCGACCUUUAGCUUUGAACGAAAAGUAUAUGAUACUAUCAUGCCACUCAAAAUGUGUCGGUAAUUAUGCAGUUAUCAGCAAUCACCAAAUCCAAGUGAACCGAUUUACAAGGAACUGCCGAAGAAAUCUGUUUUGUUAUUGGAAACGGCAAACACUUGCACACACACACAGACAGAAGCUAUUUAUUGUGGAGAUUGUCACCAAGAGCAAAUUCUUGUCUCUCAUCCAAACGACCGGUUCGGUGUAAUUUGUGUAUUCGCUGUGAAUACACAUGAAUGAUAAAUCCUUCGAUAUCAUAACUUGUCUCUCGUUGUCUAAAACUUAUUUUUCUAAAAAAAUUGGCACCAAUGAUUGUCAGUCGUUAGUGCAUAGUUAUAAAUAAUAAUGACGAUAUACCUGUCGUAGUAUGGAAAUGACUUCUGACACCGGAUUAUUAAACCUAAAUGAGCUUUACCGGUGAUCAUAUUUCCAAAAAUUACUGCACUAUACUUAUUGCUCGAUAAUGACUAGCAGCUAAUCAAUAUACGAGAUAAUUUGCUUUAACAGAAUCUAUAAUUCUGCAUGAAUAUAAACUAUCCAUGUGUUGUAACUUCAAUAAUAAUCAUUAAGAAAAGCCGAACGAAGAAGAAAAGAUACAAUCUUCCAAUCUUUCAGUGAACAUUCCAUUUGUUUUCCGGUAUAUUUUCCGGGAAACAAAAAUAUCAGACAAGACCAAAACAUUAUCAAAACUUUUAAACAUGUGCGACACAACUUACUGCUGGCACUUUACUAUUCAUACAUAGUAGUUAAGAGUGUGCGUGUGUGUACAUAUAAAUACACACACACAUUUACAGACAAUACGCUGUGUAACCAACCUAAUUUCUCUCUUGCUGUCUCAUUCCCUCCCUCUCAUUUUCUCAGUCUCUCACUCCUUCUCUCUUAUCCACCCUCUCUUCUGACUCUCGACGUGUCUUUCGUAUUCCACCACCACCACAAGCGCUAAACCAUCGCCGACAGCGGAAGUAUAUUCCGUGUGUUAACCAGCUUGACUUAAAAUUUCUUUGGAGGUCCUGUUUAUUUCAUAUUUUACUUACUCUUACCUAAACUACCUGGCUAGCUCGUAUUUAUCUUGCUCAUUAUGAACGGUUGCAAUGCCCAUGUCGCCAUGGGCUGUAAUCGAGUGGCCGAAGAGAAAGUGGAUAUUUUCUCACCCCGGACGCCUAUAAAUACAGAACCUCUCACCUCCAAAUAUUCUAUCCAAGGAGAACUCGGAAGAGGCAAAUUUGCAGUUGUGAAAAGGUGUGUCAACCUACAGACAAAUGAAGAAGUUGCUGCCAAGUUUAUUCGCAAGAGGCGUCGAGGGAAAAACUGCCGGGAUCAGAUAUUACGGGAGAUUGUAAUGUUAGAGUUGUCUCGACCCCAUCAUCGAGUUGUGGACCUCAUAGAAGUGUUUGAAAGUCCAACAGAGAUGAUACUCAUCACUGAAUAUUGUUCGGGUGGAGAAUUAUUCCAUGAAUGUGUUAUAGAAGAAUCUUUCAAAGAAAGUGAUGUGGUGCGAUUAUUAGGUGAAAUUCUUGAAGGUGUCUUAUUCCUACACCGUAAAAAUAUUCUGCACCUUGAUCUCAAGCCUCAGAAUAUUUUGUUGACAAAGCCAUUCCCUGAAGGCAAUAUCAAAAUCUGUGAUUUGGGCUUAGCUUGUCUUGUCAAUGAUGGUGAAGACAUUCGAGAAAUUGUUGGAACACCUGAUUAUGUUGCUCCAGAAGUAUUAAGUUACGAACCACUUGGAUUAUCUACAGAUAUGUGGAGUCUUGGAGUGCUAACUUAUGUUAUGUUAUCUGCUUGUUCCCCCUUUGAUGGGGAAAGCAAACAGGAAACAUACUUGAAUAUAUCUCAGGUAAACCUUGAUUUUCCUGACUAUUUGUUUGAAUCAAUCAGUUAUGGUGCCAUUGAUUUUAUGAAGAAUUUGCUCAUCAAAGAUCCAAGAUGCCGGAUGGAUGCUGCACAGUGUUUGACUCAUGCUUGGAUAAAAGGAGAACACGUACCACAUCCAAUAGAAUCUAACCAAGAAGAGGAGGAGGAAGAAGAGGAGGAGGAGGAAGAAGGUGAAGAGAAGGAAGUUGAAGAGACUGAUACUAAAAAUAAUGAGGAUAAACAGAAAGAGGUGAACUCUGUUCUACAGAGUCAACCUUCAGUGGAAUGUGAACCUAGCUGUGAUGUGCCUAAACCAGAACAGAAGACAGAAGACAAACAUGAAAAAGAAUGUUUGAUAGAUAAAAGAGAUGUUGGGGAGAACAGUAAAGCCGAACAUCCUUUACUUAGUGAAACAGCAGAAGGGGGUGCGCUUAAAAAACAUGAGAAAAAACUAGAAGCAAAAGAUGCAAGCUUUAUCAAUAAUGAAAACUCCCCAUCUAAUCCUCUCAAUGGAGAUUUCAGUGAAGAAGAUUCUGGUUGUGUGGACUCUGUUAAUAAUGGUUUAACCUGCAUUAAUGAUUUGGACUGACUUUCUGUCAGACAUCUUGUCUACUUUCACUGCCACUUCCUGUUUUCAUUUCCCAAACCCACACUACCUUCCCUGUUUCAAGACCUGUAGGCUUCCUGGAGUUAUGGUCUUGUAGGAGAGAUUCUAAUGACAUUAUAACACUUUGUAUGAUAGGCCUCAGUAACAUGUCUAAAAAGGAAAAAGAUAAUUUUGAGCAUGAAGAAGGGAUCUGAUAAUAUUUCCAUAUCAUACUCCAUCUUAGAUUCCACUGACCAAAGCAACUGAUUUGUGCAUCUUCCACUUCUUUUAAUACAGAUAUAGACAGUACCUUGUCUUUUGUGGAAAUGGCUGGUAGGUUGGCAAAUGGAGGAUUGUUAUGAAAUAAAUCUCCAAAGAAAAAAAUAUUGUAAAAAAAAAUUAUA
Messenger RNA from Octopus bimaculoides (California two-spot octopus), 3083 nucleotides. Its product is annotated as serine/threonine-protein kinase 17B. Gene Ontology annotation, biological process: intracellular signal transduction; protein phosphorylation; positive regulation of apoptotic process. The record is from RefSeq and is a predicted model, not a curated record. Gene Ontology annotation, cellular component: nucleus. Lineage: Eukaryota; Metazoa; Mollusca; Cephalopoda; Octopoda; Octopodidae. Gene Ontology annotation, molecular function: ATP binding; protein serine/threonine kinase activity.